Messenger RNA from Alnus glutinosa, 1869 nucleotides. RefSeq names its product endoglucanase 24-like. The transcript has 4 exons. NCBI's taxonomy places the organism in Eukaryota, Viridiplantae, Streptophyta, Magnoliopsida, Fagales, Betulaceae. The coding region runs from base 161 to 1639 and encodes 492 amino acids. Gene Ontology annotation, biological process: carbohydrate metabolic process. Gene Ontology annotation, molecular function: hydrolase activity, hydrolyzing O-glycosyl compounds. The record is from RefSeq and is a predicted model, not a curated record.
GCAUUUGUGGUUGCAUGUGAGCUCUCACUGACACAUCACUCACUGUCGGCGCUUCUACGCCGAUCGGCGAUUCGCCCGUGACACCCAUCACGUACGUACGUAGCUUCAAAUAAAACCAACCCCACGGAAAAGCCUCCCGCCGCGCAACCAAGCCCAAGAAAUGACCCUGAUCUCCUCCGCUCAUCUCCUCCUCUCUGUUCUCCUCCUCAUCGGUUCUGCAUCAAGCACCCAUGACUAUCAAGACGCAUUAUCAAAGGCAAUCUUAUUCUUUGAGGGCCAGCGCUCGGGUUUCUUGCCGCAAGACCAGAGAAUCGCUUGGCGUGCGAAUUCCGGACUCAGCGACGGUUGGAUGUACAACACUGACCUGAGUGGCGGCUACUAUGACGCCGGCGAUAACGUCAAGUUUGGCUUCCCGAUGGCCUUCACGACUACCAUGCUGGCGUGGAGCGUGAUAGAGUUCGGCGAUUCCAUGCCGCCCAACGAGCUUAGGAACGCCUUGGUGGCGAUCCGUUGGGCCACGGACUAUUUGCUCAAGACCGUUUCUCAGCCUAACCGGAUUUUUGUUCAGGUGGGGGAUCCGAACAUAGACCAUAAUUGUUGGGAAAGACCGGAAGAUAUGGAUACAGCCAGGACAGUUUAUGCUGUGGAUGCACCAAAUCCGGCUUCUGAUGUCGCCGGAGAGACGGCGGCGGCUCUGGCAGCUUCAUCAAUUGCAUUCCGGUCAUCGGACCCGGGAUACUCCGGUACUUUGUUACAAAAUGCCAUCAAUGCUUUUCAAUUCGCAGAUAAUUAUAGAGGAGCUUAUAGCGAUAAUUCAAAUAUUAAAGAUGGUGCCUGCCCAUUUUAUUGCGAUUUUGAUGGUUAUCAGGAUGAGCUGCUAUGGGGAGCAGCAUGGCUAAGCAGAGCAACUAACGAAGAUACUUACCUCAAUUACUUACAAAGCAAUGGGCGAACCCUUGGCGCCGAUGAGAACAUCAAUGAAUUUGGGUGGGACAAUAAACACGCUGGCCUUAACGUUUUAGUCUCUAAGGAAGUCCUAGAAGGAAAUAUGUACUCUCUCCAAUCGUACAAAGCAUCCGCUGAUAGCUUCAUGUGCACGCUGAUACCCGAAUCAUCGGCCUCGCACAUUGAAUACACUCCCGGUGGGCUCAUAUACAGGCCCGGAGGCAGCAACUUACAGCAUGCAACAUCAAUUGCAUUCAUUUCACUGGUCUAUGCCAACUACCUAGCUCGAACGUCUCAAGCUAUCAACUGUGGGAACAUAUAUGUAGGUCCAACCACGCUUCGCCAACAGGCUAAACGACAAGUUGAUUACAUUCUGGGUGAUAACCCUAAGGGUUUAUCAUAUAUGGUUGGGUAUAGUACUUACUAUCCGCAGCGUAUUCACCAUCGUGGCUCAUCGAUGCCGUCCAUCAAAGACUAUCCUCAAUUCAUUGGGUGCAAGGAGGGUUCUAUCUACUUCAAUUCAACAAAUCCUAACCCCAAUAUCCUCGUUGGGGCCGUGGUGGGAGGACCGGGGGAAGAUGACAUCUACGACGAUGAUCGAGUUGAUUAUAAGAGGUCUGAGCCGACGACCUACAUUAAUGCGCCAUUAGUCGGGGCACUAGCAUACCUUGUUGCUAACCCCAACCCUAGUUGACACAAAUAUAGCUCAUUUUUUGUACACAAAUUCAUGACUCAGAAAUUGAGAAUAGGGGAAAGACGCCUCUCGUCUUGAGCAAAGCAAAGAGGGAAGAGGCUUGCUUACACAGUAAUCUGCUUGAUUCUUGAGUUGUAGGAUUUUGGAGUCACAAAAGCUUGUUGUGACUUUUUCUUGAGGGAUAAUGAGUAAAAUUGAAGAUUUCGCUUCCAAUUUGUUGAAAUCAACGA